UUUUUUUUUUUUUCAUUGUAUUCUUUUGUUCCUUAUUUAUUUAUUAUGAGGCUAAACGAAAACACUGUUCUUAUUGGGGAAAAAGUUGCACUUGUACCUUAUAGACGAGAACAUGUGCCAAAAUAUCAUGAAUGGAUGAAAUCGCCCUUUCUCCAAGAAAUGACAGCUUCUGAGCCACUUACUUUAGAAGAAGAAUACGACAUGCAAAGAUCCUGGCAUGAAGAUGAAGAAAAACUUACUUUUAUCAUCACUACUGUUCCUAAGGAUAGUAAUUUAUUAUUAAAAGACUUGUCAGAAUCUGAUAUUAAGGAUAAUACAGUAAUGAUUGGCGAUGUGAAUAUUUUUUUCAAUGAUCCCGAUAAUGAUCGCACUUUUGGUGAAAUUGAAGUUAUGAUUGCAGAACCUGAAUAUAGGAGAACAGGUAGAGGGAAAGAUGCAUUAAAGAUUAUGAUGUGCUAUGCUAUGGAAAUCCUUGGAGUAAAAACAUUUCAAGCAAAAAUUUCUUUAAAGAAUGAACCUAGUAUUAAUUUAUUCAAGUCAAAAUUUUGUUAUUAUGAAGUGGCUGUAUCUAGUAUUUUUCAAGAAAUUUCGUUAGAAUGGACACUUUUAGAGCCUGCACCAGCGAAAGUGGAUGAAUAUGGAAAUGAAAUUGACUCUUAUGGAUCAAAGGCAACAUUGGAACAACGUCAAAAAGUUCAAAGUAUUCAUAAAGAGUUAAUAGAAUAUUGGAAAACUAUGGUUAGAACUUGUAAAUAUGAUGUUAUUUUAUAAUAUUUAUUUAAAUGAAUAAAUAAAUGAGAAGACCUUACAUAAUUACUUGUACUGUUAAUCAUUUACUUUCUUAAGUCAAAUCAUAACAAUGGCUUUUACCAAUAUCCGUGCUCUGAAUAUUCAGAAUUAUGGCUAUUAUUGCUGUAUAUAGGAACUGACAUCUGCUUUAGCCACCAUUCAGGAGAUACAUAUAUUCUAUCAAACGAUAUCACUGCAGACCCUUCAUCACUCUUCUUUGACAAUAAAGGAUCCAAAUCAAUCUCUUGACAGCCAUUACUGCUAUUAUAAUAGUCUAAUUUAAACUUUUCAAUUAAUUGUAAUAAAACUUCAUUGUUAUUUCUUGUUUCCAUAUUAUAUUGAAUCUUGAACCCUAAACCUAUAACUGCCAGUCCACUACUACUACUAGUACUGCUACUGCUACUGCUACUAUUACUACGACUACGACUACGACU
Messenger RNA from Cokeromyces recurvatus, 1223 nucleotides. Its product is annotated as GNAT domain-containing protein. The transcript is spliced from 5 exons. The record is from RefSeq and is a predicted model, not a curated record. Gene Ontology annotation, molecular function: N-acetyltransferase activity. Bases 46 to 771 code for a protein of 241 amino acids. Gene Ontology annotation, biological process: protein acetylation. NCBI's taxonomy places the organism in Eukaryota, Fungi, Mucoromycota, Mucoromycetes, Mucorales, Mucoraceae.